Messenger RNA from Gossypium arboreum, 921 nucleotides. Its product is annotated as leucine-rich repeat extensin-like protein 5. Lineage: Eukaryota; Viridiplantae; Streptophyta; Magnoliopsida; Malvales; Malvaceae. The transcript is spliced from 4 exons. The coding region runs from base 67 to 921 and encodes 284 amino acids. The record is from RefSeq and is a predicted model, not a curated record.
UCACAACUAUUCAGAUAAAGAACUUCGUUUCAUCUGCUUCGUUUGUUUCGAAAUCUCUGAACAAAAAUGGCCUCUUUCAAUUGCUUUGCUUUAGUAUUCUUGAUGGCUUUGUCAUUUGUAAGCAUUGAUGUUGGGGUAGCAGCUCGUCACCUUCUGCAACAGCCUCAAACGCAAAGUUUACCAUCUUUCCCUAAUCUCCCAACGCCAUCCCGACCAUCGUUCCCAUGGCCUGGGGCGCUUCCUCCACUUCCUACCACAUUGCCAACAGGACUGCCCCCUCUGCCAAGCAUUCCCUCAGUCCCCACAAUCCCAACUGCAAUUCCCCCUAUCCCUUUCUCUUUUCCACCAUUGCCAUCUUUCCCUAAUCUCCCAAACCUUGGGGCCCUUCCUCCACUUCCUACCACAUUUCCAAGAGGACUGCCCCCUCUCCCAAGCAUUCCUUCAGUCCCCACAACCCCAACUACAGUUCCCUCUAUUCCUUUCUUUUCCCCACCACCUUCUCGUUCUACUCCUGCGCUUCCUCCACUUCCUACCACAUUGCCAACAGGACUGCCCCCUCUGCCAAGCAUUCCCUCAGUCCCCACAAUCCCAACUGCAAUUCCCCCUAUCCCUUUCUCUUUUCCACCAUUGCCAUCUUUCCCUAAUCUCCCAAACCUUGGGGCCCUUCCUCCACUUCCUACCACAUUUCCAAGAGGAUGCCCCUCUCCCAAGCAUUCCUUCAUCCCCACAACCCCAACUACAGAGGAAUUCCGGCGACUUCUCCGGUGCCGUCCAUACCGUCGGCCACCUCCCACGGUGGUCGAAGCUCCAAAAACGGUGGAUGAGGUCAACGGUGGCAGAGUUGGUGGAGGUAGGUGGAGCGGCAAUAUGGUGGAUGGGACAGAGGCGGCGGCUAGGGGGGCUAGGGUUUCUGAUUUCUGA